This is a messenger RNA of Xylaria bambusicola, 1269 nucleotides long. RefSeq names its product heterokaryon incompatibility protein-domain-containing protein. Lineage: Eukaryota; Fungi; Ascomycota; Sordariomycetes; Xylariales; Xylariaceae. The record is from RefSeq and is a predicted model, not a curated record. Bases 1 to 1269 code for a protein of 422 amino acids. The transcript has 2 exons.
AUGCGGCUUCUAAAUGCACAUACGCUGGAAUUCAAAAAGGUCUCCGAUAACAAAGUCCCCAAGUACGCAAUAUUAUCUCAUACUUGGCUAGAUGAAGAAGACGAAGUAUCUUUUCAUGAGUUCAAUCAACCCGACGCAAUCAAAAAACCCGGAUAUCAGAAAAUCGAGUCAUUCUGCGAGCUUGCCAUCGCCAGCGGCUACAGCUAUGUCUGGAUCGACACCUGCUGCAUCGACAAGGCGAGCAGCGCUGAACUGUCAGAAGCUAUCAAUUCUAUGUUCAGGUGGUAUGAGCGAUCGGCCGUCUGCUUUGCGUAUCUCCCAGACGUUUCUGAGGCAUCGGAGCAUCUUUUGGCGGAAUUCGAGUAUAGCCGCUGGUUCACACGGGGGUGGACUCUGCAAGAAUUACUAGCACCUAAACUGGUCCUCUUCGUUGGGGCGAACUGGAAGGUCUUCGGAAACCGGGACUCUCUGGCUUAUCCAAUUAGUAGUAUCACGCGCAUUGAGAGCCGUUAUCUGACUUCACGUGCCGCCGAGUUGCACUACCGCGCAUCGGAUAAGCCGUAUUACGAUGCCGGUGAGGGCCACUUCGAGCGAAUGGACAAGAUCCAUGCGGCUACUGUGGCUGAGAAGUUGAGUUGGGCGGCAACGCGCGAGACCACUAGAAGCGAAGAUAUAGCCUACUGUUUGUUAGGGUUGUGUGAAGUUAAUAUGCCUCUCUUGUACGGGGAAGGCUCGAACGCAUUCCUUCGGCUACAAGAAGCAAUUAUUCGUCAAAAGUUCGAUCCGACCCUGUUCGCAUGGAAUGUGGUUAUUGAAAAUGAAGAGGGACAGAGGACUUUAAGGCCAGAGAAACCUGUCCCUUCUUCGAAAUGGAAAUCGGCUGGCAAAGUUUUACUCGGUAUAGAUAAUCCCUGGAGACACCGCAACGGCGAUGAAUUUCGAUUGUUGAACUUUACGUGCCCAAAGAUUCUGGCACCGAGUCCUCUCUGCUUUUCAGGGUGCACCGAUUAUAUCAACAUGCAAGUUAGUCUGGACUGGGAUCUGACUAGUAGAGGAUUUUCUAUUAGCCUCCCCGCUUCUAUGAACACGAACCCAUGCAUGCUGCUCCCAUGCCAUAGAAAGGACGAUCCGUGGCAUCUUAUAGGAAUCCCCCUCGAUAGCUACCCUGGCGGGCUAUUCGACCGCGCAGCCGCCCCUAUUGACUAUCAGAUGGCAUGGGGUGCGAAUGGCCUAAUCGAAGGGUCAAUCAGCCACUAUUUCGGUUAUUGA